UGCUUUGUCCGGUCUGCUGACUUGACUGCCGUCUGUCGCCAUUAGUGACGUCACGAAGGCUGCCGCGGGACUCCAGCGCGUGCACGUCUGCUCGUCUUCGCACGCGCGCGCCAGGGUGCACCCGCCAGUCAUGCAAGAAAAAGUUUGUUCGGGAGGUUCCUGUUCUUUCCACGACGGGGACCGCUCGCCGGACGCCCUCCGCGCCUACCCGGAGUACCCGCACGAGUACGGCGGCUUCAGCAUCACCGGGACACUCCCGGCGGACCGCGGGGGGCGGAGCCCGACGGGCGGCGGGCGGGCGCCGCACGUGCGCUCGCUGAGCGACGGCAGGGAAGCCGCCCGCUUCCUGAUAUCCAGGAGGAGGACCCAGAGCGUGGGCGCGGGCACGCGGGCGCAGGACGAGCGGCACGCCGGCGGCGCCGCGCAGGUCGCGGCAGAUGGCGGGAGAAGCGAUGCCGUGACCUCGGACGAGGCGCGAGGUCGUCGCCCGGCUUUCCCUCCGGACCCGGAUCUGCACGUAGACCCGGACCGGAACGCAGAGCCGCUCGGGCGUGGCCGUUUUCCGGGCGCGGACGCCGCCUGGUCUUCCUCCGCGGCCGUCGGUCGCGGUCCCGGCGACGUCCUGCGGCGGCGGCUGGCCCGCGUCCGGACGGAGCUGGCGCGGGCCGACUCGCAGCUGCUGUGCGAGCGCGCCCGCUCGCAGCGUUUGUCCCGCCAGAGGCAGGAAGUGGCGGAGACGGAGCGGUCGUUGAGCCGGCAGGUGGACGUCGCCGUCACGGUGAUCGCCGCCCUCAAGGAGCGGAUCGACGCCUCCGAAAACGAACUCGAGCGACGGGAGAGGCAGGUGCUGACCAUCCAGAAGUUUCUGGAAGCGGCCGCGCGCCAGGAGACCAGCGGAAAAGUCCGAAUCCAGUUCUUCAUCGAGAACCUGCUCAGACGCAUCGCGUUGGCCGAGACCCUCUUGGAGAACUACCAGCCGCGCCAGACGCCGACCAACCGCAACAAACCUCACAGGAUCGCCAAGAGCAGGUCAGCGGGAUGUCAGCUGUCGUCCGGUCUCCACGGCAACACGACCCCUCCGUCGGGCGACCAGCGCGACCGCGACCAGCGCGAGCGUCUGGCACGCGCGUCGCGCCUCUUCUGCCGACCCGAACGCCGAGACGACAUCUGGAACCAGCGGCGGCGCUCGGCGGGAUAUCUGGCGUAACGUCGUCACGAGGGGGCGCUCUUCAGCGCCGCUAAAUCAUUUCUUGGGGGCGGUGGGGGGGCUCAAGGGCCACAUUUGAUUCUUAAAACAGACACAUGGGCAAAUGUGAAUUAUAAUUCCAAUUCAAAUAAUACAAGUUUAAAUAUUUUAGAUAAUUUUAUCAAAACAAUUUGAAUUUUACUAAAUGACAAAUGGAUUUGUUUUAUUAAUAAUUAUAGGUAAGGUAUAUAGGUAAGUUAAAAGUGAUAUGUAAAAUAUGAUAUAUUUAUUAUCAUUGAUUCCUCAACAAAUGCAUUAAUACAAAAAUAUAUUUUAAAUGUAUAGAAAAAAUUAUUUCACCAAUAUAGUUUUAUUAUUUAUGAUAACUCAAUAUUUAAUGAGACGCAGGCCCCUCCCCUUUUGUGGCCCACAGGCCAUACAUUGCCUGCCCCUGAUUUCAUAAAGUUGUUAUAUUUAUAUAUAAAAUGUCUUUGCAUUCUUAAUGUGAUUAUCAUGAAGAAACAUCCUGUGAAAUCUUAGUAAGAAUACCAAUAUUCGUGAAAAAUCAAAAUUAAUGUUCAUGUUGCGUUUUAUCAGAGCAUUUACUAAAGUCACAUGUGACUUGUGAUGAUGUCAUCAUAGAUUGCCAUAUCUAUGAUGUUACGUGUUGUUUCUCGAUGCGCACCUUUUCUUGUUGAUUGUUUUUGUCCAGGCCACAUGUAGCACAAGCUAAUGCUUCUAGAACAUUCAAGUGUGUAUGACAGGCCGGAAAGCACGUGACAGAGACAAUCGGCACUUUUCAUUGCUCAAGGUCAAAGGUCAAACAGAAGUAGUUGUUUGUACACUCCGUCCCGUAAACUUCACGUUGACAGUCGCUGCGAAUCCACUUAUUUAUUAUACUUGCAUAUUAAACAACAUGCCACCGAAAGUGUCAGUGCUGUACUCUAAUAACAUUAAUCUAUCCACACGUGUUCCUAUACAGGAGAUACAGGAAGUCGGGGCAAAUUUGGGAUUUUUUAAAACUAACCCAUUUGUCGUCAUGCGGUCCGUGUUUAAUCCAGGUUUAGUCCUAAUUUAAUAAUCAUUUCAUGUAAGUUUAAUGUUCAUGGUUUCCUCUAUAUAGCUCAACUAUCCUAAAAAUCAAGCAUUACAUUCUCCUUAGGGGGAUAUCAAAGAAGAAAAAGAAAAACUUGCUUCCGGGUCGGCGGCACGGCGGGCGACUGGUUAGAGCGUCAGCCUCACAGUUCUGAGGACCCGGGUUCGAUCCCCGGCCCCGCCCGUGUGGAGUUUGCAUGUUCUCCCCGUGCCCGCGUGGCUUUUCUCCGGGCACUCCGGUUUCCUCCCGCGUCCCCAAAACAUGCAUGAAUUGGAGACUCUAAAUUGCCCAUAGGCUGUGAAUGCGAGUGCGAAUGGUUGUUUGUUUGUAUGUGCCCUGCGAUUGGCUGGCAACCGGUUCAGUGCGUACCCCGCCUCCCGCCCGAUGACAGCUGGGAUAGGCUCCGGCACGCCCGCGGCUCAGAAAAUGGAUGGAUGGAUCCUUCCGGGUCAGUUUGGUCAUUUGAGCGUCAUUCCAAGUUUUAGUUUUGCAAUUAUGUCAACUUCAAACCUUUUGUUUUUUCCUGCGUUGUCAACAAUUAUGAUCAAUUAUGCCCCCACCAAUAAAAAUCGCUUUCAUGCCAACAUUUUUUUCACAUUUUUGCUUUCAUGUAACUUUUUUCGUGCUCAUGUCCACUUUUUUUCUCUACCAACAUUUUAUUGUAUUUGUAGCUUUCCUGUCAACAGCAUUCAUUUUGGCCUUAAACUCACAUUGUCUUUUUUUUUUCCUUUCAUUGUCAGAAGUUUUUUUCACUUUUUUGCUUUCAUUUUUCCCCAAUCAGGAUUUUUUUGGUGUUUGCUAUAAUACCAAUAUUUUCAUUUACAAUCAUGUCAAAAAUAUUACGUUAAUUAAUAUACAUCCACUUUAAAAAUUGUUACUGUUGUCAACAAUUUCACUUUCAUGUCAAACUUUUUUCGCUUUCAUGUCAACAUCUUCAGAAAUGUUUGCGAUCAUGUCAACAAAUCGCUUUAAUGUAAAUAAACGUAUGCACUUUCAUGUUAAUUUAAAAUUGUUAUGUAAAAACAAUUGUGACUUUGGGGUAAAAAAAGAACAAAAAAUAACAAUUCACUAUCAAAAAUCCAGUCAUCAAAAUAAUUGCUCACAUAAUUUUUUUGUUUUCAAUAUGUCAACAAUUUUUCCAAUUUUUGCUUUUGUCUUUUUUUUUUACUUGGUAUGUCAAUAAUGUAUUAAUGGUCGCUAUGAUUCUCAUACCACGAGUUGUGAAAGUGAAAACAACAUAAAAACAAUUUGUAUAAUAUUUCUCUCAAGUCAGACUUGACUGUGAAAAAAUGUCUCCUUCCAUUUCCAAAACACAACUCCUGUAUACCUUCACAUUUAGCGGGUUGUAAUUUUGUAUGACUUGUUUGAUGUGUUCGAAAUGUUCCAAAAGUAAUGUCUUGUUUUUUGGCUACCAGUAACAGGUUCAAAGUUCAAGUGAGAAACCUCGUGCAAAACUGUGAACCGUUUUAAUGCUCACUUGAAAGAUGAGCCGAAAACUUGAAGUCUAAAAUGAAAUGCAGGUGAGAAACAUGUAAGAUCUCAUGCAACCUAUAAAAGUAAUUUCCAGUAAAAAAUGACGAGGAGGCGGCAGUGGCGUGUUGUUUUUCUCUUGUUCUAGAAGCUUUAUUGGUAGAUAAUGUUUACAUCUUACAACGCAUUCCACAAACUUUUUCUGGUCACAAUUUUUAAGUAUGAACAAGUCGAUCACACGAUUCAAACAGAUGCUGGAAGUUUAUAAAGAGUUGAGCUCCACACAUAAUAUGCUUUUUACGCCUUGCUUGUUGUUUCUCUUGUUGUAUUGAAAUCAUUGGAUGUUGUUGACGUGGCAGAUUAAUGUACGGUAAACGUGUUUCUUCCAUCACUACAUCGCGGCCAUGACACCAAGACGACGACAGCCGAACGUUUUUCUAGAAAGAUGAGCCUAGCGUGUUACUCACAAGCCAUGAAGAUGAUGAAGAUGAAGACGUCGGCAAAUGCUCAAAAGCCCCGCCCACCUUCGGGCAGAAAACAAACAUCCUCCACGAAGAGACAGAAGCCGGCUGGAGG
This is a messenger RNA of Phycodurus eques (leafy seadragon), 4328 nucleotides long. It is a transcript of the gene znf365, whose product is annotated as zinc finger protein 365. Gene Ontology annotation, biological process: regulation of neuron projection development; regulation of double-strand break repair via homologous recombination; telomere maintenance. The record is from RefSeq and is a predicted model, not a curated record. The transcript is spliced from 6 exons. Gene Ontology annotation, cellular component: centriolar satellite. Bases 131 to 1207 code for a protein of 358 amino acids. NCBI's taxonomy places the organism in Eukaryota, Metazoa, Chordata, Actinopteri, Syngnathiformes, Syngnathidae.